GCUGGGGAGAAGUUAAAGCCAGGGGAGGGGCAGGAAUGUCUGAGGUGGCAACACUUCUCUCCAGACAGGCAGCUCUGGCCAGUCUGGAGUCUGUCCACCCUGCAGGCCACAGGCUCUGGAUAAGGAACUGGAGGCACGUGACUAGCCCCCGGCCAUUUAGCCAAAAAGAGCAGGGCCUAGGGUUCCUGACCUCCAGGCCAGUCCUUGCUCCCGACCUGAUGUCAGCUGGUAAGGACGAGAAGUGUUGCCACUACCUCUACGGGGGCUUGGGGCUGGGGGCGCUCCUGCUGCUGGUCGCCGUCCUCCUGUGCACCUGCCUGUGCCGGCUCCAUCGCAGAGUGAAGAGGCUGGAGAGGAGCUGGGCCCAGCUCUCGGAGCAGGAGCUCCACUAUGCAUCUCUGCAGAGGCUGCCAGUGCCCAGCAGCGCGGGACCCGACCUCCGGGGUAGAGACGAGGAAGGCACCAAGGCGGACCCCAGUGCCGACUAUGCCUGCAUUGCCAAUAAAAAACCCACCUGAGCACCCCAGACACCUCCCUCGACCCAGGCAGGUGGUCAGGGUCAUCCUGUUGUUCACCCAGUAAAGACUGUGGUCCCCCA
Molecule: messenger RNA, 598 nt
Organism: Lemur catta (Ring-tailed lemur)
Lineage: Eukaryota; Metazoa; Chordata; Mammalia; Primates; Lemuridae
Gene: LST1
Product: leukocyte specific transcript 1
Exons: 5
Coding region: 36-518 (160 amino acids)
Biological process (GO): dendrite development; cell morphogenesis; immune response
Cellular component (GO): membrane
Source: RefSeq, a predicted model, not a curated record